AACAUGAACUGAUGAACGAUGAUCUGGUUUAUAUGUAGAGCCAUAGACGUUACCAUGGCUCAUUUUUUUUUCUCUUGCUUCGAUUAAAAUUUUUGUCUCAACAUCUCUGCAGGAAAAUGUCUUCCAAUUACUACUCCGCUACAGACCCCUUCAGCAAAUUCCAGACGAUGGAAGACCAGUUCGGCAGUACAUUUUCAUGGAUGGUAGCAGCUUCUAUAAUUUCUGUAGUGGUUGGUACAGCGGCAAUUGUUGCGAUAGUGUUUGCAAUUAUCAAUUGCUUGAACAAAGUUGGAAGCGCGAUACCCACGUAUGCCCAGGUGGCAACCAGCGAAAGCUCUGUAACUUCAGCACAGUAUGCUAGCAAAUUAUCCGCGGAUACAAGCACCCAUAACAUCGAAGUGACUGUGCCACCAGCUUUCCCUGUGAUAACAAAUUCGCAGAUGAGGACAGUGACUAUCGAAAAGUUUCUGAGUGAUAUUGCCAGGGAGAGGCCUAUCCGGUUUUCGCCUGAGCAAGUGGCAGGAUUCACGAACAACUACUCCACCGUAUUGGGUUCUGGUGGUUUUGGAGUAGUCUACAUUGGAGAGUUUCCAAAUGGAGUUAAAGUGGCUGUAAAAGUGCUCAACAGAAUUUCUGACAAGAGAGUGGAAGAGCAGUUCAUGGCUGAAGUAAGCACAAUUGGAAGAACAAACCAUGUCAAUCUGGUUAGAUUGUAUGGGUUCUGCUUCGACGACACCCUGAGAGCUUUAAUCUAUGAAUAUUUGGAGAAUGGGUCCCUCGACAUGUUCUUGUUUGGCGGGGAACAUGCAGUCGAAUGGGAGAAGCUGCAAGAGAUUGCAAUUGGGACGGCCAAGGGAAUUGCGUAUUUGCAUGAAGAGUGCCAGCAAAGGAUAAUUCACUAUGAUAUAAAGCCUGGGAAUAUCCUUCUUGAUCCAGACUUAACUCCCAAGGUUGCAGAUUUCGGAUUGGCCAAGCUUUGUAACAGAGAUAAGACCCAUGUAACCAUGACUGGGUUGAGGGGAACACCAGGGUAUGCUGCUCCAGAGCUGUGGAAGCCAUACCCAGUGACCCAUAAGUGUGAUGUUUAUAGCUUUGGAAUGCUUCUAUUUGAGAUCAUGGGUAGAAGAAGAAACCAUGACCCUGAUCUAAGCGAGACUCGGCAAUGGCUCCCAAGAUGGACUUGGGAAAUGUUUAACAAAGGAGAGUUGGCAGACCUGAUGGCAAUUUGUGAGAUUGCAGAGGAAGACAGAGUCAAGGCAGAGAGGAUGUCUAUGGUGGCACUGUGGUGUGUUCAGAGCUCCCCUGAAGCCAGGCCUCUUAUGAGCACUGUGGUGAAGAUGCUGGAGGGAGGAAUCGAAAUUGUCCCACCACCAAAUCCAUUUCAAUAUCUGGAGUCAUCAUCUCCAGAUUUAGCAGCUUUUGGGGGAUCUACCACAGGUUCAGACUCCUCAUCAACAGUACAAUCCUCUCAACCAUGUUAUUCCACUGCACGGAAGACAACUUUUGAGAUAGAGAUUGCUAAUAGUUCAUAGAAGCAAAGGAAAUGGAUUGGUUAAUGUUUCAGAUCAUGUGUUUAUGAUGCAUUUUCUUAAUAUUCAAUUUAAUUGCUGAUCA
Nelumbo nucifera (sacred lotus) is the source of this 1614-nucleotide messenger RNA. Its product is annotated as rust resistance kinase Lr10-like. Gene Ontology annotation, molecular function: ATP binding; protein kinase activity. NCBI's taxonomy places the organism in Eukaryota, Viridiplantae, Streptophyta, Magnoliopsida, Proteales, Nelumbonaceae. The record is from RefSeq and is a predicted model, not a curated record. Gene Ontology annotation, biological process: protein phosphorylation.